Messenger RNA from Helobdella robusta, 2276 nucleotides. RefSeq lists its product as hypothetical. Lineage: Eukaryota; Metazoa; Annelida; Clitellata; Rhynchobdellida; Glossiphoniidae. Bases 5 to 1201 code for a protein of 398 amino acids. The record is from RefSeq and is a predicted model, not a curated record. Gene Ontology annotation, molecular function: GTP binding. The transcript is spliced from 7 exons.
GCGAAUGAUCUCUGUUGUAUUUUUAAACAAGAGUUUGCUUCAUUUAUCAAAGCUGACUUCUUCACUUGGAUUCUUCGCUCCACUAAGAUGCCAUUCUUCAAAAAAACUUCUCAAAUCAUCUUUAAAAAUUAUUGAAAACAAGACCAACAUUCUUGUGGGUAGCAAUGUAAGUCUUACAGACACAAAUCAUGAACUAUCAAAAUUUGAUGGCAUAAUUAGUACUACAAAUACGAGAAAUCCUAUUUCUGUAUUUGUGAGUGACACUGACAGAGAUUCAGUCGGCGAAGUUACUGAAGACAAAAAUGAAUUAGAACAAUUAAAAAAUGGUGCAGCCAGCAACAAAGUUUUUGAAUGCUUUGGGACUCCAGAUCCAUCACAACCCGUCAGUGAUGUAGCAUGCCCUGGCUGUGGUGCACUCCUUCAUUGUAAGAAUUCUAGUCUUCCCGGCUAUCUGCCAUCACAAACCUUUCUAUCUGUCCCAAGCAGUCAUUUGAAGUAUGUCAACUGUCAAAGAUGCUAUUUGCUGGAGGAGAAAAAUAUUUUGUUCAAUACAACUGUGAAACAAAAAAGUUACAGACAUUUUCUGACAGAAAUGAAACAACACACAGCAUUAAUUCUGCUUGUAGUUGAUAUGACCGACUUGUCAAAUUCAUUUCACAGUCUUUUCAAAUAUUUGACAAGUUCUAGAAGACCUAUGUUCAUUAUAGGAAAUAAAGUUGACCUUUUGUACAAAGACAAAGAUGGCUAUUUGACAAGAGCCAAAAAAUCAUUAGUCGAAAUAGCUGCCAGAAAAGGGUUUAAUAAAGAGAACAAUGUUCAAGAAUUUUUUCUUGUCAGCUCUCAAACGGGUUUUGGAAUCGAAGAUUUAAUCACUAAAAUUCUCAAUUUCUGGAGAUUGAAAGGACAAAUUUAUUUGGUUGGAACUGCUAAUUCUGGCAAGUCCACAUUAUUCAACUCCUUGUUGGCUUCUGAUCUGUGUAGAAGUUCUGCUAAGGAGGUCAUUGGCAGAGCAACAACUUCAAUAUGGCCAGGUACGACUCUGAACUUUUUAAAAUUUCCAAUCAUGAAUCCCAAGCCAUCGAAGCUGCAUGAAAGAUAUGAAAGGCUAAAGAAACAAAAAUCGUCCGACUCCAAUGAUCUGGUUGAAGAGAAGAUGCUCAUGAAGUCCAGAAAAAACAUGCGACCGAAUCUGAUCAGUUGAACAGAUAAUAAAUUUGUUGAAUCAGUCAGAACUGCUAUUUCUUUCAACAAAAGGCGCGUUAAAACCACAAAUACACAUCAUGCGUGUUGGCCAAGUUAUGUUGGUGUCAGGCUUGGCAAGACUUGAAUAUUUGCAGGGGACAGAAGCAAUCCAUCUCGCUGUGUACGCUUCAUCAGCAAUUCCUGUGCACGUGUUUGACAACGAAGAAGCUGCAAACAACUUUUAUAGUCGUAACGUCGGAAGUUCAGCACUCGGGUUGCCUCUGGGUGAUGAAGACAGAAGAAGGUGCUUGCCAUCGUUGGUUGGAGUUGAAUAUGAAGUAGAAAUAGAAAAGGUAAAAGACGCCACAGCAGACGUCGUUUUCUCCUCUCUAGGUUGGGCGGCAGUCUGUUCCCACAUGAGGCAGAAGAUAAAAAUAAGAGCUUACACGCCGGACAGAAGAGGGCUGCAUUUACGUGAACCUGUUAUCAGAUAUCCACUGAACAACAUGGGAAGAAGAAUUAAAGGAACCAGCAGGUACCAAGUGGUCAACGCAUCGUCCACAUUCACGCAUCGUUAAAAACAACAGAGAUUUUAAAAAUGGUUUAUAAUUUUAAAGCUUCAACAGAACCAAACGGUUAUAAACAACAAUAAUUUGCAAAUGAUCGGUCUGAAAAUUAAUUAAAGUCAAUUAGUCGUUCAUUUACAAACCAUUGACACGACAUCUGUUGUCAUUAAUUUUUCACGUUAAAUUCAAAUUUAUAUGCUAAUGAUUUAUAAAGACAAUGAACAGAUUCAUAACAUUUUAUCCAUAACACAAUACAUAUACAAUCUAAUAAGUUUACUAAUUGCUAGCACACACACACGCAAUAGACACACACACACACACACACACACACACACAUAUAUAUAUCUACAUACACAAAUAAAUACAUAAUAGACAUACAUAGAUGUGGAAUGCAUGAACAUGCCACAAUGCUGCUAGUUUUCACUAGGAGUCAUGUCCAUUUUAUCACUUAGUUGCAUGUAUUUCUUUUUGUUUCGCAUUCGUCUCUUAAUUUCCUUAUAGCUCCUUAUAUAGUCAUCAUCAAUUUCA